CAUAGCAAAAGGCAUUUAACUCAUCAAAGUGACUGCCGCUGUGACCUUAAAUCCUCGACCUCACUAAUUGAAUGAACGAGCGCUCGCACGCACGAGGUCGGUGGAUAGAGGUGAGAUGGCGCAGCGCGCGACCGCGCAGGUCAGAGUGGAAGUGGCCUUCUUCACUUUAACAACCCAGAGCUUUGCAGCUCAACUAGCGUGACACACUUUCCCCUUCCGCUCGCUCUCUGGACACAGAGGAUUAUGUGGACUAACUUCAGCAACGCACUUCUCAGAAAGCACAGCAGCCACUAAAGAACGAGGACCAGCGUUUCCCCCCCUCCUCCACAUCCUGUCACUCUCUCUCUACAGCUGACUGUCACCGGGACAUGACUGAGGGUGGAGACAUGGCUGCUGGGUUCAUCCCUCAGAAGGAGAUCGUGUACAACGGCAUGCUGCCUUACUCCGGCCGCUUGGACCGGGAGGCCACGCAGCUGCUGGCGGGGAUCAAAUCGGGCUUGUCCCGGGCUGUUCUCCUCAGAGAGAUGUGGCCUGGAGUCGCUUUCUGGUGCAGGAAACUCUUCUCCUAUCUGAAGCUCUAUGGCCGGAGGUUCAGUAAAGAUGACCACAUUUUCUUCAUCAAGUUGCUCUAUGAGUUGGUCACACUGCCGAACCUGGAGCCGCAUAUGAUGCAGAGCUACGCCAGGCUGCUCAUUCACCUGCUCAAGAAGAAGGAACUUCUGUCAAGGGAUGACCUACAGUUACCAUGGCGACCACUUUAUGAUUUGUAUGAGAAGGUCAUUUUCUCCAAAACUGAGCAUCUUGGACUCAUCUGGUUCCCCAGCUCUGUGGAACACAUUUUAAAGGCUUUGAUCAAAAGCUGCAGACUGUAUUUCCCUACAUCGUCCACCAAGGAGAUGCUGGAUGAGUGGCGCCCCCUUCUGUGCGUGUUUGAUAUGGUCAUGCAGAAGGCCAUCAGUAACAUGGAGCUGUUCCUGCCCACCAUCAUGUCUCCAGAGGAACACAGCCAGGGCUUCCAGUUGUGGUUUGAUGAAUUAAUGAACCUUUGGAUGGCGGUGCAGAAUCAGCCAAGCUGGGAAGGGCAUUUAGUGAACCUGUUUGCGCGACUUGCCAACGAAAACAUUGGCUACGUGGACUGGACGCCUUAUAUUCCCACAAUAUUCACCAGGAUCCUGCGCAGUCUGAACCUGCCAAUUGGGGUCAGUCAGAUGGUGGCACCGCGGUAUCUUACCAACUCCUACGACAUUGGACACUUGGUGUUGUGGAUUACAGCACUUCUGGGUGGACCAGGAAAUCCUGCACAGAAACAACUGACCUGCCUCUUCAACAGUAUCGCUUCUUUCUACCAUCCCUCCAAUCAUGGUCGCUGGCAGUCUCGACUCAUGCGGCUGCUUCAGCGUCUGCCUGCAAGUGUUGUGCGCCGUGUGCACCGGGAGCGUCACGGUGAUCCCAGUUGGAUCACAGUGGUUCCUGAGGGUCAGAGGUUGACUGAUGCAGACCUGCAGGAGUUCACCCGCAGCCUCAUUGGAGCUGCCCUUUUGGCCAUGUUCAGUAAAACUGGCAGCAAUGAUGCAGCCUACGCUCUACAGAACCUGGCACUCCUUACUCCAGAACUUGCCAUACCACCCGUACUUGAGAAGACCUACGCAGCAAUGGAGACCCUGACGGAGCCGCACACCCUCACUGCCACCCUCAGCUGCAUGAUCGGCAUGGCUCGCAGCCUGGUUUCCCCUAACAACCAUUACCCAGAGGGCCGUGCGCACGUGCUCUCACUGCUCAUGGGCUGUCUGCCAGGGGUGGACCCCAACGACUUCAGCAAGUGCAUGAUAACGUUCCAGUUCAUCGCCACCUUCACCACUCUGGUGCCUUUAGUGGAUUGUUCGUCUGCUCCUUCUCGACACAGUGAUCUCACAGAGAUUGAGAAAGAUCUGUGUUUUGCUUCAGCUGAGUUUGAAGACUUUGUUCUUCAGUUCCUGGACAGGUGUUUUGCUCUGAUAGACAGCAGUACACUGGAACAGACGAGAGACGAGACAGAGACAGAUACCCAGACUCAUCUGGAGAGCCUGGUAGAACUGGGUCUGUUCUCUACUGUCAGCACCGUCUUAACGCAGUGCUCCACAGAAAUAUACAAGGUGGCGUUGCACAAGGUUUACAACUUUGCCACCUCCAACAUCUUUGAGACAUGCGUGUCAGGCAGGAUGGUGGCUGACAUGUGUCGAGCUGCGGCCAAGUGUCAUCCUGCUGAGUCUCUCCGUCUGUUCAUCCCUCACUGCUGCAGCGUCAUUUUCCACAUUACCAACAACGAGGAGUUGCAGAGUGAGGACGAGCUGGAUAAGGAGCUGUUGUGGAAUCUCCAGCUGCUCUCUGAGGUGAGCCGUGUGGAUGGUGAACAGUUAUUAAAAUACCAAGGGGACCUGGAGCGGAUCUUGUGUGUGUGCGUGCGCCUGCGCUGCAAACAGGCUUACACACUUGCCUGCAGUCUGCUGGAACACACGCUUCGGUCGCUGUCCCUCAUCUAUCCCACUGAGCACCGCAGCACCUCUGGAGGCUUUGAUAAUGACCUCCCUAUACGGGACUGGGGCAGAGCCGGAGAUGUGGCAGCCCUGGGUGUGUGUUGGCACGUGCCAAGUGUGGAGGAGGAGAACUUUGUUUUCCAGCUGUUGUCACGCCUCCUCCACCCUGAGUUGGAGCGAAUCAAGGGCCACGUCUCUGGAGAUCAGCCAGUGAGCAGGGAGGAGCUGUUGCAGAGUCUUGCUAUCGUGCACCACUGCCUUCUUGGAGCUGGAAGCAUGCUGCCCCCUCUGGAUGGAGCACAUGUAUCUGACCUUGUGCCCUCCAUGGUGAAUCUGGGAGAGAUCAGACUGUAUAUAGGCAUUGACUACGACGAGUCAAGGGAGAAUUACAGACAGUCCAUCUGCCAAACCAUGAGGCUGCUGCUACAUCACAUCUUGGAGCAAUCGGAGGAUGACACCAAGUCACUGUUUGUCAUCAUUAAGGUGUCCACCCUCUGUGAUUUUAUUAAGCCCCAUUCAGACCUGAUCAUAAGUGACCUCAUGUUUUUCCGUGGCACUCACAAGAAAGAGUUUGACUCCCGCUGGAAAAGCUUCACCCUUGUCAAGAAGUCCAUGGACAACAGACUUCAUGGGAAAAAGCACCACAUAAGAGCACUGCUCAUCGACCGCGUUUUACUCCAGCAUGAGAUGAGGACGCUGGUGGUUGAGGGCAGUGAAUAUAAAGUGGUUCAUCAGGAGCUGCUCUGUGAUCUGCUGCUGCUGUCCACCAGCACUUACAGCCAGGUACGUAGCCGGGCUCAGAAUGUGCUGACGACUGCUCUGGGAACAUAUAGCUUCUCCUACAGGGACCUAAUUCCCCGAAUCGUCCAACUGCUCUCACCACAGCACACCACUGGCACACAACAGCAGUUCAAGGGUGCUCUGUACUGCCUGCUGGGAGUGCAUAGUGGUGUUUGCCUCGCGAGUGUGAGGGACUGGGACUGUGUCGGGGAGGUGUGGCCUGCUCUGGUCCUCUGCGGUCUGUCGCCCUCUAUGACCCUGGAAAAGCCCUCCAUUAGUCGACUCCUUGAUGAUAUCAUUGACAGAAUCAAUCGGCAGCACGACACCAUCGGGAUUUACUUCACAGUAUCUGAGACAUGUGUAGAAAUCGCCAAUCAAGUCACAAAGUCUGGAAAUCCAAUGUCUUGCUUAGAGGCCCCGUCCACCGCGGACCUAAACGAGGGGCUCCAGCGUCAGCAAAUCAGAAACGUAGUCGCUGCAAGGAAAUAUGAGAAGCUGGUCAAUGAUCUCUUGACCUGCCUUGAGGACAGAGACCUACCCUGGAAGUUUGAGCACAUGGCCUCAGACUUUCUGUCCCUCCUGCUGAGAGAUGAUCACCCUCUGCCACCUGAUGCCGUCCUCUUUUUCACACAGAGCCUCGUACAUGACUCCAUCAGCAUACGCAAGGUGGCGAUCUCAGCAGUGGCCGGGAUCCUCAAACAGCUGAAACGACCGAGAAAUAAAGUGGCAGUGAAGCCAGCGGAUAUUAGCGGUGUACAGGAUCCAGAGGGAGUGUGUGUAGGCGACCGUGAGGGGAAUCAAUGGCUGCAAUACGACAGCAACAAUCUGCCUCUCACCCAGGAACAGUGGGACUCUCAGUACUAUGUGGAAAAAACGCACUGGGGCUACUACUCAUGGCCAAGAGAAAUGAUGAUCUAUGCAGCUUCUGAGGAGCCGAACGAUGACCUGCCGUAUGAGAAGAUGAGUGAGGGUGAAAAGAUCGUCUUUGAAUAUUUCUCAGACCCGGAGUUUAUUGACCAGCUUAUUGGGUUUCUCUCACUGGAGGACCGGAAAGGAAAAGACAGCUUCAACCCGCGACGAUUCUGUCUCUUCAAGGGGCUGUUUCGUAACUAUGGCGACGCGUUCCUGCCGCUACUAUGGCCUCACCUUGAGCAGCUUGCCAGCAACCCCCAUGAGAGCUCGCAGCGCUGUGUGUGUGAGAUUACUGCAGGACUAAUCAGAGGCAGCAAACUCUGGAGUUUCAGCAAGGUGGAGAGCUUAUGGCAGCUUUUGUGUCCUUUGAUCAGAACAGCGUUGACCAACAUCACAGUGGAAACAUACACAGACUGGGGCACUUGUAUUGCCACUGCAUGUGAGAGCAGAGACCCUAGGAAACUGCACUGGCUCUUUGAGCUGCUGAUGGAGAGUCCACUCAGCGGAGAGGGCAGCUCAUUCAGGGAUGCCAGUUUGCUGUAUGUGCUUCAGGGAGCUCUCGCCCAGCAGCAGUGGAGAGUUUCUGAACUGCUGCACAGGCUGUUGGUUUACCUGGAGCCUAGAAUCACCCAGGUGUAUAAAAAUGUCAGGGAACGAAUCGGCAGUGUCCUGACCUAUAUCUUCAUGAUCGACGUGGCUCUGCCCCACACCCAGUCCACCUCCUCCCCCCACGUGGCAGAGUUUGUCACUUGGGUCCUGGAGCGGCUCAAGCCGCUCACGUUGGAGCCGGAGAUCCACAACCACGUCCACGAGGAGAACACCCAGGAGAUGGACGAGCGCACUCAGGCUGUCAAACUGCUCAAGACGGUGUUGAAAUGGUUGAUGGCGAGCGCGGGACGAACUUUUACUACUCCUGUUGAGCAGCAACUACAGCUCCUGCCCCUUCUCUUCAAGAUUGCCCCGGUGGAGAUUGAUGAGAGCUAUGAUGAGAUGAAGCAGGAUGCGCGCACGUGUCUCUCUCUCAUGUCCCAGGGCCUGCUGUAUCCUGAGCACAUCCCUCUGGUUCUGGCAGCACUGGAAGGGAUGACAGCCUGCAGGUCAUGGCAUGCACGCUUCUCGGUGCUGACCUACCUCCAGAUCAUGGUUUUCUACAACUUGUUUACGCUGCUCAGUGUGCCUGCUGAGGUGCUCCGCAUCCAAAAGCUGGUGACGCAGCUGUUGCUUGACGAACAGCUCGAGGUGAGGGACAUGGCAGCCACCACCCUCAGUGGUUUACUGCAGUGCCACUUCUUCCCCCUGGACUUCAGUCUGCAGACGAAACUCCAGACGCUGAGUCAGACUCGACUCCCCAAGGCCAGAGGAGAGCUGGCCUCCAUAGACUUAGUGCGGCGCCAUGCCGGUGUGCUCGGCCUCAGUGCGUGCAUCCUGUCGAGCCCCUAUGACGUCCCAGACUGGAUGCCUCAGAUACUGAUGGACCUCAGUGACCACCUCAACGACCCACAGCCUAUAGAGAUAACGGUGAAGAAGACUCUGUCGGAGUUCAGACGCACUCACCACGAUAACUGGCAGGAGCAUCGUCAAAGCUUCACCGAUGAUCAGCUGCUGGUGCUCACGGACCUGCUGGUGUCACCCUGCUACUAUGCGUAGACAGACAGCUGUCUCGCCCCCACCGCGUCCCUUUACAGACCGACUGACCAGCGGCAUGGAAAAAUAAUUAUACCCUGUAACACUGGGGAAACUGGAGCUCUCUGUGAAGCCUGGUAGAAUAAUGCAUGAUAAUGUUACGGCGGCACAGAGCUCUGCUUCAACUUCCUCAUGUGACACGGUUGGCCUUCAGCAAAAACCCAGCAGAAAUUUAGCUCUGGGCAAAAGUGUCUCAAAUUUUAGACUUUUUGGUGUUUGUUCCGUCUCAUCAAGCAGUUCAACUGCCCCAAAGGUGGCCAUUGUACUUUAGAAAAUAACCACCAUUUAGAAUAGCUUUUUUGUUACUUUUGCAGAAUAUUUUCAGCCAUGUUCAGGUCAAAUCUUCCAAAUCCCAUCACAGGCUGCUUUCGAGAUUAGAUCACAGAGAAGUUCAGUGUGUGACAGGGGAAUUUGACCAAUUAAGAGAGAUGACACUCCUGGCUAUACAGUACAUUCCUCUUCAUCUACUCUGCAUACAGGCCAUUUCUGGUGCUGGAUUAACCAACAAACAUUGUGUAUGCUCCAAAAAAAAUAAAAGAAUGAAAGAGUAUUAAAGAGAGUCUGGCACUAAAGGCAAUAAAAUAUGAGUCGAAAUCAGCAGAGAGUUACAAAUUGAGAAAUUGUCUAUGAAACAAGUGCAUCUAUUCAUAGGACAAAGAGCAGCAAACUCAACAAGAAGCUAUUUUCCCAGUGACUCUGCCUAGUCCAGCUUUAAAUCACACAUAAAAAGUGUAAAACUGGCUAGUAUUUCACAAACUAUAAGAAUAAAAUGUGUGUAUGAUAUAAACAUAUGUACUUACUUUCUAAAAACUUACACUAACAGUACUAGAUACUGCAAAAUGUAAUGGUAUAUAUUCAGUUAUGAUGUAAUCCAACACUGGCAAUGUGAUGGCGUUUGUAAUACGACAGUAUUACCAUAUAAAAUAUGUGUAAUAAAUUGUGUAAUUGAUAUAAAUGUAUGUAACAUUUAUAAGCGUACUUGAAUAAGACAAAUUACUAAAUCUAUCAUAUGCUGUGCCGGUGUACCAAGUACCUACACGCACGACUGUGUUGUAUUAUACAGUAGCUCAGCACUGAAAAUUGAAUAAAUUCACUGCAUCAUU
Messenger RNA from Solea solea (common sole), 6991 nucleotides. It is a transcript of the gene psme4b, whose product is annotated as proteasome activator subunit 4b. The transcript is spliced from 47 exons. The record is from RefSeq and is a predicted model, not a curated record. Gene Ontology annotation, cellular component: cytosol; nucleus; spermatoproteasome complex. Gene Ontology annotation, molecular function: proteasome binding; peptidase activator activity. Bases 369 to 5852 code for a protein of 1827 amino acids. NCBI's taxonomy places the organism in Eukaryota, Metazoa, Chordata, Actinopteri, Pleuronectiformes, Soleidae. Gene Ontology annotation, biological process: proteasomal ubiquitin-independent protein catabolic process.